Molecule: messenger RNA, 816 nt
Organism: Acomys russatus (golden spiny mouse)
Lineage: Eukaryota; Metazoa; Chordata; Mammalia; Rodentia; Muridae
Gene: Josd2
Product: Josephin domain containing 2
Exons: 5
Coding region: 245-811 (188 amino acids)
Biological process (GO): protein deubiquitination
Molecular function (GO): cysteine-type deubiquitinase activity
Source: RefSeq, a predicted model, not a curated record
GCGUAGACCGACGGGAAUUGUAGUCCCGCGCGGCCGAGAGGCCCUGGAGGACUUCCGGACUGCGCUUCCUAUUUAGACGCCCCGAGGAGGUCUUCGGGAAUCGCAGUCCGCUGCGCUCGAGUCGCCGGGAGCUGUAGUCCGUCCCGUCUGCCCAGUCAGCGUGGUACCACCGGGUUGCUGUCUAGGGAAUGUGAAAGCGGCCGGUUCCAGAGAGCAGAGAGGCCGGCCGGGAGCCGAGGAGGGCAUGUCUCAGGCACCGGAAGCGCGGCCGAGCCCACCCUCAGUGUAUCACGAGCGGCAGCGGUUAGAGCUAUGCGCCGUCCACGCUCUCAACAACGUUCUCCAAAAGCAGCACUUUAGCCAGGAAGCUGCAGAUGAAAUCUGCAAGAGGCUAGCCCCAGAUUCCCGGCUGAACCCCCAUCGCAGCCUCCUGGGCACCGGCAACUAUGAUGUCAACGUGAUCAUGGCUGCCCUGCAGGGCCUGGGCCUGGCCGCUGUGUGGUGGGACAGGAGGAGGCCCCUGUCCCAGCUGGCCUUGCCUCAGGUGUUAGGCCUGAUCCUGAACCUGCCCUCUCCUGUGUCGCUGGGUCUGCUGUCCCUGCCACUGCGCCGCCGCCACUGGGUGGCCCUGCGUCAGGUGGAUGGCAUCUACUAUAACCUGGACUCAAAGCUUCGGGCACCUGAAGCCCUGGGGGGCGAGGAUGGUGUCAGGGCCUUUCUGGCAGCUGCCCUGGCCCAAGGCCUAUGCGAGGUACUAUUGGUGGUGACCAAGGAGGUGGAAGAGACCGGCUGCUGGCUCCACACAAGCUGACGCAC